Messenger RNA from Anguilla anguilla (European eel), 2861 nucleotides. It is a transcript of the gene cx34.5, whose product is annotated as connexin 34.5. Gene Ontology annotation, cellular component: connexin complex. Lineage: Eukaryota; Metazoa; Chordata; Actinopteri; Anguilliformes; Anguillidae. The transcript has 2 exons. Gene Ontology annotation, biological process: cell communication. Bases 1500 to 2396 code for a protein of 298 amino acids. The record is from RefSeq and is a predicted model, not a curated record.
AAGAUGAGAUACAGAUAUUUAAAGGUCUGUGCUUUAAAGAAAAUGUCACUACUGUACACAAAAAUAUUUUAAAUAAAUAUAUUUAUCACGUGAUAUUUAUGUCAGGACAAGCUUCAAGCUUCACCAUUUAUUUUUUGCUUUGAUCUCAUUCACAAUGACAUAAGACCCUUGUUUAAAAAAUGUGAAUUUAUUUAUUAAUUGUUUUGCAAUGAAAAUCAACAUAUUAGGUAGCAUGUGCGUACGUUUAGGCCCGUGAAAGAGGUCAAUCAUUAAUGCACACAAGAUUGACACAGCCAUGUUGACAAACUAAGUUUAUCUGUGCUUUUGGAAAGAAAUAUCAAACGUUCCUGAAGCCUUUCAAGGACACCAGACGCGUGGCCUACAAUUGGUGAAAAACAAAAACUAACAAAAAAAAAAAGAAAAGUGCUCAGGAAGGGCUUCAGGCUACUCGGUAACUGACCCAUGUUACCAAGUUUGAUUCUGGCUUUAAUAUUCCAUUUGAAGUCUGUUAUUGGUGUUUGCCAACAUGAGGACCAGAGUUGUGCAAAAGAAAAUCAAGGAAGCCAUUAUGAGUCUGAGAAACGAUUAAAAAAAACAAAAAAAAAAAACAGUCAGGGACCUAGGCCAAACAUUAGGCUAACCACAAUCAACUGUUUAAAACAGUAUUUAGACGAAAGAGAGCCCUGAUUGAGCUCAACAAUCACAAAGAGCCACUGACUGUUUUGUCAUAUUUCUCAGCCUCAUAAUUGCUUCCUUGACUUUCACUGGCAUAACUCUGGUACUCAUGUUGUUAAAUGCCAAUAACAGUCAAAAGCAUCUAAACUAGGUCUAAGCUGUCAUACCUGCAUUAAGGAAGCAAUUGUACACACCUGACUAAUCAGAAGCUCCUGUGAUGCCAUUUAUCCCAAACAUCAUGACGCCCUGAAAUGGGGGGACUGUGUGUAAAAAGUGCUGUAAUUUCUACACAGUGAAACCAAAAUAUAUAAAAAUGUUGAGAGUCUGCACUUCAAUCACAUGUGAGCAGUUUGAUUACAAAUAUAAAAUGGUGGAGUACUGAGCCAAAUCAUAAAAAAUAUGUCUUUCUCACUGUCGCAAACAUGAUUACAUUACAGCAUGAGAGAGAGGGGACAUGAAUUUUUAAUUCCAUUAUGUUGCUAGUUAGAAGUUUGCAUAAGACUAUUACAAAUAUUUAACACCACGUUUAUAAUAUAUUCUAUUUUUCCUCUAAUUUUCUAAUUUUAUGGGUCAUAAUAGAGAAAAUGAAUUGAAAUUGUGCAUUGCUCCACCAUUUUAAAUUUGGGAAACUAGAGAUGUGGAACGUUAUCUUGCUGUGAUGGUACAACACCUCCUCAUCUAUUGGGGGAAGGGUUUCAUAACUCCGUCCUGUCUGUACUUCUGAGACGUCUUUAGUGUGAGCGUUUGAGAGCUGAUGAGCCUCCGGGGGAGCAUCAUCUGGUUUUACAGUCGCUUCUUUGCAGCUCGACAGACUGGAAGAGAGAAUGGGAGAGUGGGACUUUCUGGGACGGCUUCUGGACAAAGUCCAGACCCACUCCACGGUCAUCGGGAAGGUCUGGCUGACCGUCCUGUUCGUCUUCAGGAUCCUGGUCCUGGGGGCCGCGGCGGAGAGGGUGUGGGGGGACGAGCAGUCCGACUUCGUCUGCAACACGGAGCAGCCCGGGUGCGAGAACAUGUGCUACGACCACGCCUUCCCAAUCUCCCACGUCCGCAUCUGGGUGCUGCAGAUCGUCUUCGUCUCCACGCCGACCCUGGUCUACCUGGGGCACGUCCUGCACGUGGUCCACAUGGAGAAGAAGUACAGGGAGAGAACGCGUAAGCAGGCAGAGGAGGAGCUCAGCAGCCUGAUACUGAGGAACGGGUACAAGGUCCCCAAAUACUCAGACAGCAAGGGGAAGGUCAGCCUGCACGGUCGACUCCUUCAGAGCUACCUGGUGAACCUGCUCUUCAAGAUCUUGCUGGAAGUGGGGUUCAUCCUGGGGCAGUACUACUAUUACGGCUUCACCUUGCAGGCCCGCUACGUCUGCAGCCGGUUCCCCUGCCCGCACCAGGUGGACUGUUUCCUCUCCAGGCCCACAGAGAAGACCAUCUUCAUUUGGUUCAUGCUGGUGGUCGCCUGUGUCUCCCUGGUCCUGAACCUGGUCGAGAUCCUCUAUCUGUGCACCAGAGCCGUCACCAAGUGCAUGGACAAGAAGCAGGGUUACAUGGUCACUCGCGUAACUCCAGUCCUGCAGAGAAACGAGUUCAAAAACAAGGACCUGGCCAUCCAGAACUGGGUCAACCUGGAGCUGGAGCUACAGGGAAGGAAGCUAGGCAGUGGGGUCACUAAAAGCCUGGAAUCAGAGGACGUUAGCACCAACAUGGAGGAGGUCCACAUCUGAACUGCUGCUUUGAGGCACAAACUUAACUGUAAAGCACUUUGCCCUGAAAACUGGGUCCUGUGUUGGCAGGUGUUGUAGGUUUAAUUUCUUACAGGGUGAAUAAGAUUUCCGUCACUGUCAAGCUCAUUCUGUAAGCUGUUAAAAAAGUAAUAUUUCCUCAGUUUUUAUUAAAAUUUAAUCUUGCCCUGUUAUUUUCAUGCAUCUAAGUAGUUAUGAAAUUACAUGUGUCUUUAAAUCAUAUGACACCCUGUGCCAGUUUCUGUGAGUUAUGUUUCCAUUUCUUGUAAGUUCUUAUGUACUUUCAUGCGCACAUGCAAUUUUUUUCCUUUUUUUUCUUAAGAUCUUUACCAUAUAAAACAAACAUAUAGUCACAUUAUUGCCAAAUAUCUAUCUCAGAAAAUAUAUGCACUGUAACAUUCACUUGGUUUUUUUACCGUUAUUUCAGUUGCUUUUCAGUCAUUGAUA